ACCUAAUUAAGUAUAACGUCAUCUUUGUUAUAACUCUGGGUUUAAUAUUAAUGGUUCAAACGCAACAAAUUUGCAGAAGUAAUGUGUGUUAAAUAGCAUAGGUUCUGUUAUUGUUUGAGAUGUUACAUGCAGUGCCCAUUCGCUAUCUUUUAUUGCUUGACGUAUAAUAAUUGAAUACUGAGCAGAUAUCGUGGUGGCUAUUGUUCCCGUGUGUUUAGUUUGAAUUUAUUGACCCACACUGCUGUUUGAGCCAUGCUUUCUGCAAGCUGAUAUCCAGGUCGCUGAGCCCCGGGUGCACAGUUUAGUUAUCUCUAAAGUAAGAAACAUUAUGACAUGGAAUUGUGUCCUUGAUCACACGCUGAGCAGGCAUGCAAUGGAAUACAAACACAGGAACUGUUACCUGCACAAAAACCGAGUUCUUAAAUAUGUAUCUGUGUAUGCUGAAUUGUAUGAGCGAUUUCUAUGUAACUAAUUACUUCGUUGGUAGGCGAACAUUGUAAAACAAGGAAGUUAUCCUUUAACCUGACCAGGACAACACACUUCACGUCUAUAAAUAGUCCCCAUGGAAAAGCCGUGAUAGGGAAAGUAGAAGUACCUUCUGGCCCUUGGCUACAGGACUGACGAGUUAACGGGCAUGGAGGAACCGAGUGGUAUUGUAUCCGCGGUACAUUUCCGUCACUUUGGGCCAGACAAUGCCUGUUUAGGAAACAGGAACUGCUGUGCAGUCGUUGACAUAUGCACAAACAAUGAUGUUGACAUACAACACAACGAAUCCAUGCAGCUCUUUCACUUGCACUGGGACGACACCGAUAUUGGGAAUGAGAUGUCCAGUAUUACAGUGUCGGAAGCAAAUGGUGACCACAAGUCAACAGUCAUAACCCCCGACCAUGUUAACAACCUCCUCAAGGAUCACCCAGCGUUACAUGACUUCACCAGAAAGAUGCUCACGGCACACCAGGUUCAGCUGACCCACGUGGAAUACGCCCCACUUGUUCUGACGUUCCAGCACUGUGUGGGUUCAGACAGGAACAUGCUCUUGCGUGAGAAGUUCAAGGUUUUCAUAAUCGUGAAAGAAUUCGUUCUGAAGGCGACUGGAUUACAGGAUUUAAAGGGAUUGCACAUUGGUAUACAUAAAUCAAAAAGUGUUUCAAUGGAAACCGGCCUUUGGUGCCGGUAUUUUCACAGGGCUUAUAAUGAUGAUUCAACGCAAAGAAGGCUGAACUCAGCGCGGUAUUCUUCAGAAGAUGAUGUUACUUCGAACGCCAUACAUUCCAGAAUAGAAAGGAGAUUCACCAGUAUUGAAGACGAACUGUUCAAACAAAGACAGACCAUGGAGUCACAGUUCAACGAUCAGGAUCAGCAAUAUGAAAAUAUACGUGCUUCACUUAUGAAAAUCUCACAGGCCUUCCCAAACGGCAGAAGACAAGCUCCUGAACCUUCAGCCUCAGAGGAGAAUAUUGAACAUAAACCAGUCAGAAAUCUUAUUGACUUUGAUUUGGACCCAUCUGAAGAUGCUUCGUCGCUUAAUUCGACUAAAGGAACAGCAUACCGUCCAGUAAUAGAAAUACUUAGCGGUGAUGAUGAUGAUGAUGGUGAUGAUGAUGAUGAUGAUGAGGAGGAGGAGGAGGAGGAGGAGGAGGAGGAGGGCCAUGAUGGCGAUGAUGGGAAGGAGCAGAACGAUGAGGAAAGGCGACAGGGUGAGGAUUCGGUGGCUAGGGAAUUGGGUGAAGUAAGUGUUGGGAGUAAAGAGGAAACAGAAGAAAGACAAGGAGAAUCAAACCAGGACCUCAGUGAUGAUGUGGCAGUCAAUGAGAAGAUGGUAUUGCCAAAUGAAUCGGACACUGCAGCCUCAAACCACACUGAGGAUGAGCAUGACGAGUUGGGGUAUAGGCAAAGUAGACCAACUGGAGAAAGACCUGUUCUUCAACAAAAACGAAAGUUUCCCGAUCUCAGAAAUGACACUAAUGUUUAUAAUCAAAAUAGUGACUCACGGGUGAGAAGCACAGAGAACAAAGAAUUUCCAGGAAAAGUAGAUGGCAUAUAUCCCGUCAGGAAGCCAACAUACGAAAAGCCAUACUCCUACAAGAAAUCGUACCAGACCACUGAAAACAGAAGCCAGGCAGUACGUGGACACGCUUCCAUUGCACAAUGCAGAUCACUUAACAAAGAACAACAAGCAAGCCAGGAACCGAGGAGGGGGGUUGCAGCUGCCUCUGAUGAAGCAAUGAAUUUUCUCGAGGACAUGCUGUAUAGCUAUAAUUACAUGCCGUCACGACAGGAUGCUUAUUCUGAUAUGCAGUCAGAUGCAGUAAAUAUCCAGCCCCCAUACACAUCAACACCUGACACAUGCGGGGAACCGAAAAAGGAGAAGAUCGAAGGAAAUGAAACAAAAGGACAAGCUUUGCGUUUAAUGAUUGAAUGCGCGAUUGGAAACAGCCCGCACUGGAGCAGAAUAUGGAAAAGUGCUGAAGAAGCAUUGUUAGAAGAGGAAUGUCCUGCUCCAAGACAUGAUCUGGCCCUCGAUACUAUUAUAUGCUUGGACACGUCUGGAAGCAUGCGAGGAGAAGCCUUUCAAGAAAUGAAGAAAAUUACUCUUGAUUUUAUAAAUGGAAUCGAGGACAUUGCAGAACAACAUGAUGUUGAAGAGAAUAUUGCCCUCGUCACCUUCGGGGGUCGAGCCAAAGUGAUCCAUCACUUAUCCAAUGACUAUGGAAGCCUCCGAGACGCUUUAGAGAAAGUAACACCAAGAGGUCCCUCACCGAUACAUGAAGGCCUGGUUGUCUCCAUGGCAGCACUUGCAAAAGGUGGCAUCUUCAGAGUCAACAAUCGAAUGGAGCUUCGACCACGAAUGAUAUUCCUGACCGACGGCCAGCCCACAGCUGAGUUGCCUGAAACUGCCGGGGACACCCAGUGGAUCAGUGUGCAGGACCAAAAUAGGAUUAUAUGGGCGUUCCGAGAGGUCAGAAGUAGACAGCCAAGUGACGAUCUACCUGAUGAAAUCAUUUUUGUUCCAGUAGGGCAGUCCUGUGAUUGGAAAUGCAUUGAAACCCUGGCAUUAGCAUGUGAUGGCAAAGUGACAGAUGCUGGGUCCUUUGUCCAGCUGUCAAAGUUUCAUUACUUGCGCAAAGUUGCCGCUCAAGCCAUCGAAUACGUCAGCCGUAAAGGGAAUGAGACGGACAUAUUUGUGGCAGGAUUGCGGUCUUUGUUCUCGAAUCUUGGACCCGACAUCGACAGGGCCAGUACGAUGGAGAUUUACAAGGUAAUAGAGUCAUAUCUGACGUCAAUCUCGAAUGACAUCAACGAAGAACCAGGUCUACCUCCCCUGGGGACAAGGGUGGUCAGAGGCCCGGACUGGGAGUGGGGCAAUCAGGAUACAGAAGGACCAGGCACUAUCUACAACCACGCCAAACUAGGUAUAGUUUGGGUGAUCUGGGAUAACGGUCAUUCCAACUACUACAGAUAUGGUCAUGACGGAAAGUAUGACGUCACUGUGGUGGAAGACCAGCCUCGGGUUCUCAGCGGUAACCUAGUGGCAGUAGGGGUACAGGUCGAAAGAGGCCCUGGAUGGCAUCGCGUGUAUGGAAACCAAGACGGUGGACAUGGCAGCUAUGGCACCAUCAUUCGUCUCACACCUGGGAAAGUCAAGGUUCGAUGGCAGAAUGGUGAAAUGAACGACUACAGAUAUGGACUGUGCGGCAUGGUGGACAUAGCUAUUCGUGACCCAAUUGCGUGCAUCCUGGAAACAACUGCCAAGAUAAAUCCUCACAUAGGAACUAGUCAAGAUACUGCAAAUGCCCUGUCAAGCAAAGAUGGCGACAGACCUUACGUAUGGCAGAGGGAGGACAAACAGAAUGGCUGGGAACCAUAUCCAGAAGCCAUUGAUGCCAAAAUGAAGAAGGCGUAUGGUAAAAAUUCCACAGGUUCAUGUCUGGUCCAAAGAAAUACACAGAGUUUCAGGGUGUCCUUCAAGUCCCUACAGGAACGGUCAUUGGCUGAUAAAUCAUGGGUGCGAGUACGAAAAUAUUUUCAGUAACAUGAAAUGUGAAGUCUCAUAGAAGAGGAUAGUGCAGCCUCGACGUUCCAGAUUCAUGUGUGACCCAUUUCCAUAUGAAAUCACUUAACUCUGCUUUUUUCUACAGUUCUAUUUUUAUACAUUUAGUUUGUCAAUCUCAUUUCAUGCCGUGAUCUUUUUAUACCCAAUCUCAUCAAUGAAUAUGGCGUCGUUUGUAAAUACCUAUCCAGCCAUUCAUCAUAUUCAUUUGCUGACCAUCAAGUUUAGUUUAACAUUCCUGUUAUAUGGCGGUGGCCUGUAAAUAAUCGAGUCUGGGUCAGACGACCAAACAAUGAUCAACAUCAUGAGCAUCGAUCUACGAAAUUGGGCUACGAUGACAUGUGUCAACCAAGUCUGCGAGCCUGACGAUCUUACGACAAGCAUGGGUUACUAAAGAUAUAUUCUAACCCGGAUCUUUACGGAUCCCAUCAAGUUAAAAUAAAUGUAACACAAAAGAAAAUGUUGAUGUUUGAGCCAUUUUCAUCCUGUUUUUGAAACUAUCUGUUCCGUCUCUCGAUACAAUGUAACCAUUGAUUGUUCCGAUAGUUUUUCAUAGUUCUGUUAUAGUGACUAAUUCAGGACAGCCAUCGAUCAAAUAUUUAAAAAGCCCAAAAACUAUAUAGUCCAGAAAAGUGAGAGUCAAGAAAUGGGCUGAGCAGGAAUCCACCCACCUCAUUCUUGUAUACUUGUUUGCUAUGUCUUGUGUCACCAAAUUAAGAAGGUUGAACUCAACCUAUUCUUCGUCUUUGUCAAUGCACACUUCAUCAACGUAUUUUUCUAUGUUCGUCUUAAUUCCGAGCUAAUUCCCCAGUCACCACAUCUACGCGUCGACAGUUCUGAUAUUUACUAGGGCGGUGGGGUAGCCUAGUGGUUAAAGCGUUCAUUCGUCAUGCCGUAGACCCGGGUUCGAUUCCCCACAUGGGUACAAUGUGUAAAGCCCAUUUCUGGUGUCCCCUGCCGUGAUAUUGCUGGAAUAUUGCUAAAAGCGGUGUAAAACUAAACUCACUCACUCACUCUAAUAUUUACUGGUCAGUGUGAUGUCAGAUGUUCCGAUGUCAAAAUUGUUAUUCUGUGUGUGUCCUGCAUCGGAUUGUUGUUGGCGCUAGAUAACAAACAGCAAGCAACAACUGAAUACUAUCUUAAUCUAAAACUAGAAAUUAUACGUUCUUUAAAGGUACCUUUGGAACUGAAUUAUACCUCCAACAAUUAACAAUUGCAAAUUUCCGCGUGGCCAUAGCACAGUUUCGUUGCAGUUCCCAUGGGCUCAAAAUAGAAACAGGUACAUAUGUUAAUGUUCCUAUAGAUAAAUGGGUGUGCACUGUGUGUAGUGAAGGCUGCACCGAAGAUGAAUACCACGUUUUAAUGGGUUGUGUCCGUUAUAAGUAGUAGUAGUAGUAGUAGUAGUAGUAGUAGUAGUAGUAGUCUUUAUUCAGUAUUGUAGGCCUCUCGGUCCAGCUUACAAACUGUGUUGAAAUACAAAUUUCUCAAUGUAUUCUCGAUAUGUAUAACCCAGAUUUCACAACCAUAUAAAAGAAUCGGUAAUAUUUUAGUGUCCAACAUUUUAGUGGCUGUUUUAAGUGACAUAUCCGAAUAUUUACUGAAUAUACUAAAUACAGGAAAACACACUUUCAUGCCAUUUGUCAUUUUUUUUAAACAACCAUCAUUGCGAUAAGCAAUGAUUUUUUACUUAUCUAAAUUUACUUCCAUGCCCCAUUUAUCACAGAAAGAUUCCAAAUAUUUAAUUCUUUGUAGAUCUAUAACAGAAUCAGAUGACAGGACAACCUCAUCUGCCAAAAGUAAUAACUUUAUCAGGCCAAUGGCAUCGCUUACAAAAUGCCAUUUGUCUACUAUUUUUCUAAUUCUGUUACCAACUCAUUUAUGAAUAGGAUGAAUAACAGAGGGCUUAACAUACCGCCUUGUCUUACGCCGCAUGGCGGAGUGAAAACAUCCGUACGGUGGGAAUCAACCUAUACAUAUGCACAAACGUUUUCAUACAUGUUUUUUGAUUACUUGAAAUAAUUUCCCAUGACACCAUUUUUCUAUAAAACACUGCGUGAGAAGUACAUACCUACUAAAUCUAUAUCAUUCCCUACGUGUAAUAAAUAUAUUAUGCUUUUGGCAUCAACGGAUGUUAAUGUCGUUAGAAAGCUGGCAAUGUAUAUUUUUAUGCGAAUUGCUCCCGAAUAACUUGUUCUUAAAUUAUUAUUCAUUAUAUACUGUAUAUUUGUGUUGCCAUAUACAUUAUCUGCUGACUGACCACCUGUAUGAACAUUGGCCAGAGGCCUACAUUCUUCAUGAAUAAAGAUAAUCACCCA
Messenger RNA from Haliotis rubra (blacklip abalone), 6366 nucleotides. RefSeq lists its product as uncharacterized. Gene Ontology annotation, cellular component: cytoplasm. The record is from RefSeq and is a predicted model, not a curated record. Gene Ontology annotation, molecular function: metal ion binding; ubiquitin-protein transferase activity. Gene Ontology annotation, biological process: protein ubiquitination. The coding region runs from base 635 to 4033 and encodes 1132 amino acids. Lineage: Eukaryota; Metazoa; Mollusca; Gastropoda; Lepetellida; Haliotidae. The transcript is spliced from 20 exons.